AUGGCGGCUAAUGCCCAGAACUUCUACGAGCUGUAUCGACGAAGCAGCGUCGGUACUGCACUGACAGAUACUCUCGAUGAUCUCAUCACCGAGCAUCGCAUUGACCCUCAACUUGCUAUGAAGAUCCUCGCCAACUUCGAUCGCGCAAUUUCCGAGGUUCUCCAAGACAAGGUCAAGGCCCGCCUAACAUUCAAGGGUAGUCUCGAUACCUACCGAUUCUGCGACGAGGUCUGGACAUUCCAGCUCAAGAACGUCACCUUCAAGAUGGAGAAUGGCGGUCAAAUCGUUAACGCAGACAAGGUCAAGAUCGUCUCUUGUACUGCUAAGCCGACAGGCAACGCUGCGUAG
This is a messenger RNA of Hypoxylon trugodes, 348 nucleotides long. RefSeq names its product transcription initiation factor IIA gamma chain. Gene Ontology annotation, biological process: transcription initiation at RNA polymerase II promoter; RNA polymerase II preinitiation complex assembly. The transcript has 3 exons. The coding region runs from base 1 to 348 and encodes 115 amino acids. The record is from RefSeq and is a predicted model, not a curated record. Gene Ontology annotation, cellular component: transcription factor TFIIA complex. Gene Ontology annotation, molecular function: TBP-class protein binding; RNA polymerase II general transcription initiation factor activity. NCBI's taxonomy places the organism in Eukaryota, Fungi, Ascomycota, Sordariomycetes, Xylariales, Hypoxylaceae.